GCUCCAUUGUGCAAUCGGAGCCGGGAGGCGGCGGUGGCGGCGGCAGCACCAGCGGCCCCUGGAGCUGGGCGCCUGAGCUGAGCCCCCCGGCCGGCGCAGCGGCCGCGAGGCGGCAUGGAGCUGGCGGGCCGCGGAGGCGGCGGCAGCGGUAGCGGCCGGCAGCCGGCGAGGCACUGAGCUGGGCCCGGAGCUGCAGCCGGGCUCGGGGGCCCCUCGGCCAUUCCGGACGCCCGGCCGGGAGCAGCUUGGAGGGGCUGAGGCCCAGAUCAACCCCACUGAGGUCAACUAUAUUGAAGUCCCAGACCCCCCUGUCCCUCACGAUACUUCACAGCCAAUGAACUCCAUGAACCCAAUGAAACCUGCCCUCCCCCCCACGCCACACGGUGAUGGUUCAUUUGCGUAUGAGUCUGUUCCUUGGCAACAGAGCACCAAUCAGCCAACAGGAUCACUCUCCGUGGUAACCACCGUGUGGGGAGUCAGCAAUACAUCCCAGAGUCAGGUUUUGGGAAGCCCCAUGGGCCCUGGGGGGAACCCCUCUGGUAGUCCCAUGAUGCCUGGCAUGGCAGGCGGCAGUCCUGCUCUGAACUCUCCUCAGUUCUUGGGGCAGCAGGCUUUUCCAGAAGGCGGUGCGAAUAAAAGUUAUAUGCAGCAAGGAAUGUAUGGUCGUGGCAGCUACCCUGGAGGGCCCGGCUUCCCCACCAGCUACACAGGCAGCCCAAGUGGCCCUGGGGGCCUAGGUCUCCCCUCACAUGCCACCCGACCCUCCACUGACUUCACUCAGGCAGCUGCUGCUGCUGCUGUGGCUGCUGCCGCAGCUACUGCCACUGCUACUGCUACUGCCACUGUGGCCGCUCUCCAGGAGAAGCAGAGUCAGGAGCUGAGCCAGUAUGGAGCGAUGGGGGCAGGACAGCCCUUUAACAGCCAGUUUCUGCAACAUGGGGGUCCCAGGGGGCCCAGUGUCCCAGCUGGCAUGAACCCUGCCAGUCUAGGAGGGGUGAUGGGCCCCUCUGGUAUCUCCCCCAUGGGCAUGAACCCAACCCGGGCACCUGGAAUGACUCCCUUGUAUGGAGGGCAGCGACUCCCCCAGCACGGCUACCCAGGGGCCCCCCAGACACAGCAGAUGCCCCGACAAGGAGUCAAGAGAGCCUACUCCAAUGAGGGCUACCCAGCACAGCAGUAUAUGCAAGGUGGCCAGUAUGCUCCCAGCGCUGCCCAAUAUGCACCAAAUACUGCCCAGCCAUCAGCACCCUCCCCCUCAUACCCUGGCCAGAGGAUGCCGAUCCAACAAGCGAUGGGCCAGUACCUGGCCACCUCCAGCUCAGCAGGACCCUAUUUUAAGCAGUCCACGGAGCAGUUCAAUGGGCAGAACACCAACUUCAAUGGAGGGAACUUCAACAGCUACAGCCAGCCCAACAUAAAUGGGCCCACCCGAUCAAUGCCUGGCUAUCCCAGCUCCCCACUGCCUGGGAACCCCACACCCCCUAUGACUCCUGGCAGCAGCAUACCACCGUAUAUGUCUCCCAGUCAAGAAGUCAAGUCUCCAUUCCUGCCUGACAUUAAGCCCAAUAUGAGUUCCCUGCACCCAUCUCCCUCUGGAAAUCCGUGUGAUGAGCUGCGGCUAACAUUCCCGGUCCGAGAUGGGGUGGUCCUGGAGCCCUUCCGUCUACAGCACAACUUGGCCGUCAGCAACCACGUCUUCCAGCUCCGGGACUCGGUCUACAAAACGCUGAUGCUGAGACCUGACCUGGAGCUACAGUUUAAAUGCUAUCAUCAUGAGGAUCGGCAGAUGAAUACCAACUGGCCGGCAUCGGUGCAGGUGAGCGUCAAUGCCACUCCCCUCACCAUCGAGCGAGGAGACAACAAGACGUCCCACAAGCCCCUCUACCUGAAGCACGUGUGCCAACCUGGCAGGAAUACCAUCCAGAUCACUGUCACUGCCUGCUGUUGUUCGCACCUCUUUGUGCUGCAACUGGUGCACCGGCCUUCGGUUCGCUCUGUGCUGCAGGGCCUCAUCAAGAAGCGCUUGCUUCCCGCAGAGCACUGCAUCACCAAAAUAAAGCGGAAUUUUAGCAGUGGCACCAUCCCAGGAACCCCUGGGCCCAAUGGAGAGGAUGGUGUGGAGCAGACCGCUAUCAAAGUGUCCUUGAAAUGUCCCAUCACCUUCCGAAGGAUCCAGCUCCCUGCACGAGGACAUGAUUGCCGCCACAUACAAUGCUUCGACCUAGAAUCCUACCUGCAGCUGAAUUGUGAGAGGGGAACUUGGAGAUGCCCUGUCUGCAAUAAGACUGCAUUGCUGGAAGGCCUGGAGGUGGAUCAAUAUAUGCUGGGGAUCCUUAUUUACAUCCAAAAUUCAGACUAUGAAGAAAUCACCAUUGACCCCACCUGUAGCUGGAAACCAGUGCCCAUCAAGCCUGACCUCCACAUUAAGGAAGAAUCCGAUGGGCCUGUUCUGAAGCGCUGCCGCACCAUGAGCCCUACCCAUAUGGUGAUGCCUAAUGUCAUGGAGAUGAUUGCUGCUUUGGGCCCUGGCUCUUCCCCCUUUGCCCCACUGCAACCUCCCUCAGCCCCUGCCACCAGUGAUUAUCCCAGUCAGAGUUCUAACUUUUCAGGCCCCGGAAACUUCCCUGAUUCUUUUCCCCCCACCACACCCAGCACCCCUACCCUUACUGAAUUCACCCCGGGGCCACCACCAAUCUCGUACCAGUCAGACAUUCCGAGCAGCCUCCUGACUCCAGAAAAGCCUCCGGCUCCUUCCAUCCCUGGACAGAUGGCACCGUCCGGUCACAUGGACCCAUCUCACAAUCCUGGGCAGCAGGGGCUGCACAAUCCCAAUCUCAGUGCCCCUCCAGGGCCACAGCUCCAUCAUCGGAACCCGCCCCCCCAGGCCCGGCCACCCUUGGGGCCAUCGAGUGGGGCAGGUACAAGUGGCGAGUUGGCCUUUAAUUCUGCUGCAGGCAUGAUGGGGCAGCCAGGGAUGCCUGGGACCGGAGAAGGGCCAGAGCCAGCUCUGGAUCUCCUCCCGGAACUGACCAAUCCUGAUGAGCUGCUGUCAUACCUGGGCCCGCCUGACCUCCCCACCAACAGUAAUGAUGACCUGCUGUCCCUCUUCGAGAACAACUGACCCUUGAUUUCAUUUGGAUCCCCCAGCUCAGGCUGGGAUCUACUCGUUGGUCUGAGAACUGCCAUGCCCACUUGUACAUCCACUCCUCAUUGCCCCUCGGUCCUUCCAUACUCACCACUGUUGUCCCUCAUCCAGAGGCAGGGAAACAAAGGAGUUUGAGCUGCCCACACAUCACGACGCUCACCCAAACACAGCCCCCUCUGUCGUCGGUCAGACCUUGCAGCCACAGUGUGGCUGCCCACUUCAGUCCGUCCUUCUUCCUAGUUCUUCUGGCCCCCUUCCCUCAGCUCCCCGGCAGCACUGGGAUUGAGGCUUCCUUUGCCUGGGCCUGCUGUAGUCUUUCCAUCUUCCCCCUGCACAGGCCAUUCCACAGGGUCCUAGCAGGAGCCUUCCCUUUCUCUACCCUGACCGGUAUCAGCCCUCCGUCUGACUCUGGCUUUGAGCCUUCUGUUCUAUCUUCCUCACGAAUGGGGCCGAGCAUGCUCUGUGGUGGUCUGGGCCUGUGGACUCUGGGAGGGCCCUGGGCUUUUUUCUUCCUGGCUUGGUGAUGAAGCCAGUCCUACUAAUUCAUCUUUAGUAGUCAUUACGUAUGUGGACCGAAAGGCUACAGCAAGCCCCGCAACCCUUCAUCGGGGACCGAGGAGCUGUCACGUAGACUGGAUCUCUCCCCACCAGCCUCAUUCUAUCUGGCACCCAUGUUUCCUCUUCCCCACCCCAAGCCCAAGUGCAAGAGGCUGUGUAGGGUGGGGUUGGGGGGGAAGGGAGACGAUUAAUUACAAAGCACAAAAUGUACAUAGUGUAGAAACACUAAAAGCAGGAAAAAAAAAGAAAAAAAAGCUAUUUAAAGGAAAGCGAGUCCCUCUGUUGUACAGCCCCCUUGGUUCCCCUGUUCUUUCCCCCAUUCCCAUAAAUGUGCAUAUUCCCUGACUUUGUAUGAGUGACCAUUCCAUUGGGGAGUAGGGGUCCUAAGCUUCAGCCCUGGCAGGGAAUAUACUUGGUGGGAGGGGGGAAUUGUUAUUCACCAGGAUGUAGAAAUUCUUUGGCUGUGCCCUUCAUCCCCCAUAAUCCCCCCUUCUGCAAAGUAAACGAGUAACAGCCACGUUUUUUUAAAAAACCACCUUCCCUUUACCUGUACCCCUGGGGAGAGAAUCCAAGUGGUCAACUGUCCCUUCUUGGAAAACCAUUGCAUCUGUCUGGCUUAUGGGGCCAGAGCCACGUGUGUGAGCAGUACUGCCCGGGGCCGUUUUGUGUAUCCUGUUUCAGUAUCUAUAUUAAAGGAUUCCCUCUUGGUGGGCCUGGCUGACUCACCUCCUUUGUGCUCUGAGGUGGGGAGAGGGGGCCAGGGAUGCCUGUGCUUUUAUUAUCCCUUCCAGGAGCCAGUGAGAUGUAAGCUAACUGUAAUGUAGUGAGAUGCUACCAACCAGCAAGGGCAGAUCUUUGUUCCUGGUGUUAUAGCAUGGUUCAUAGCCCUAGAUUCUCUAGCAGGUAAACUUAAAAAUAGUCUGGUCUUCUCAAUUCUAAGUGUUAUGGGGCAUAACAAGUAUUAAGCUCCAACUAUAUGCCAGCCACUGUUAGUUACCUGGGAUUCAAAUAUGGAAAGACAGUCCCAAGGAUUCUGAUUUCAAUUCACCAUCAUAUCCCUGCUGGGAGGGAGACACAAGGCUUCACAGAGGCCAAAGCUUUUCCAAUUUCAUCUGCUAGUACCACGCUUCCUAUUCUGUCUGCUCCUACUCCAUUGGCAGGGAAACUAUUCCAGCCUCCUCCCUGGCCAAGGUUCAGUUAUUCCAACCCCCAUGGAAAAUUCCCUUUUCCCCUGGAAUUUUCCAAGUUUGGCUUCAACCUGAGGGUGAUCCUGUGAACCGUGGCCAGGGCAAAAAGGAAAUUUGGACUUUCCCUGUAUGGAGAUUUGCCAUCUUUAGUCCUCCCUUGGGGAUGAGGCUCAGAGGGGCAAGUCCCUCCUUGAUGGAUCUGUUGCCCCAUUAAAUAGUAUUCUUAAAUCUGUUCCCUUGGCAUGGAAUCAUGAUGGAAAAGUCAGGCCACAGAAUGGGUGUACAAGGAAGCUGUUUGAUGGAGCAAUGGGGGGAGAGAGGAGGUACCACCAUGGGGUGAGAAAAGGCGUGACAGGGUGUGUUGUGCAUACUGAGGCAUGGUUGGAGCAAAGAUAUUUCUUCAAAGAACUUGUGAGGACUUGAAGGAACCAAAUCAUUUGUAAUCAGCUGUUUUUCCUACCAGAAGUAAAUUGUAAUGCUUCUCUGAACCAAAGUACAGAUGGUUUAAAGCUAUUAGCCAAACUUAGAUGCCUUUGUUGGGAGAGGACUUCAUGAAAUUCAGUGUUCAGACUACCCAAGCAGCAAAUCCAAGUGUGUUUUUUCCUCCAAUUUUUGAGAUUCUGAACUUAAACACCAAAUAAAAUGUGUCCAUAUAGGUAGCAGAACAGGAAGGAAAAAAGCUUGUAUGUGAAACUACAGAUAUCAAUUGUGUAUAGCUUUUCUAGAUCGAUUGCUCAAAUGUAUUCCCAAUUAUAAAUUCCAGCCUCUGAUUCUCAGUA
Molecule: messenger RNA, 5669 nt
Organism: Dromiciops gliroides (monito del monte)
Lineage: Eukaryota; Metazoa; Chordata; Mammalia; Microbiotheria; Microbiotheriidae
Gene: ZMIZ2
Product: zinc finger MIZ-type containing 2
Exons: 19
Coding region: 335-3121 (928 amino acids)
Biological process (GO): regulation of transcription by RNA polymerase II; protein sumoylation
Molecular function (GO): zinc ion binding; SUMO ligase activity
Source: RefSeq, a predicted model, not a curated record